Molecule: messenger RNA, 405 nt
Organism: Colletotrichum lupini
Lineage: Eukaryota; Fungi; Ascomycota; Sordariomycetes; Glomerellales; Glomerellaceae
Exons: 1
Coding region: 1-405 (134 amino acids)
Source: RefSeq, a predicted model, not a curated record
AUGUUGAAGAUUGGAGUCGGUCAAGUGGCGCUUGCCGUGGCCGUUGCGCUUCUGGCGGCUUGUCUUGUUCCCCAUCAUGGACACAUCUUAUCCAACAGAGCUGGGUAUGUCUCUUCUCGGACCGGAUGUCCUGGUGUUCACGGACGCAUGGCCGUUUGUCAUACGAACUACUGCAUCUAUCUGCUGUCUGGUUAUCUUCCCCUCCCGUUUCCAACAGCUAGUUCCUGUUUUCCGGUGAAGAGCUUCGUCAAGAGACCCGUAUUACCCUGCUUCAGCUGGGUUUGUUGUCUCCUUACCCAAGGGCCAUUAAACCGUUUGCUCAUGACUCUUCGAGCCCCUGUGUUCUUGUGCCCCUGCCCACGCCUUUAUAAGAAUCUCCCACAACUACACAGGACACCAAGUUGA